AUGGGGACCUUCUCCUUGAAGAAUAGGAGUUUGGAAGAGGAGAGGAAGAGUAAACUUGAUGCCGGUAGCCGGAAGCCACGUCAUCCCGUCAAGAAACCGGGCCACGGUGAAGAACCCGGCUGUCGAGGCAUCCCGAAUAACAUGGUAACCGGGCCACCUCACCCUACCGGCAAGCGAAGCCCCCGGCCCAUAGUUCUUGUACUCACCGUACCACAAUGUGGCCAGCCCAAAAUCCCCGUACCACUCGAGCCACCCCCUCGGCUGCACCAUUGGGCUCAUGUACGUGUUGAUGAACACGGUCCGCGAGUACAUCUUCCAGGGCCGGCCCAAGUAGGUGGGCCGAGUUGCGUACACGUAGCUAUCUUGGAUUGUGAAGCCCGUGGCCUGGCGAGGGACGGCGGCCCCAUUGCCGAACACGAAGUCGAUUGUACCGGAGACGGUACAUUCGCGGUAGAACUGGCGGAGGGAGUGGGCGUAGAGUGUGUCCUGGUGACCUUCCAUGCUGCAGCGGUAGAAGGCCGACUGGUCCGAGUCGACUCGAAGGGCGACGCCUUGGUGGUUCUCGGGGCCCGCCGUGUUCCGAAAGGUGAUGUCCCUCGCGAUAAACCCCUUGCCCGAGACAGCUGCACUCGUUGGAUUUUCAUGUUAAAAUACGUUAACAUAAGGAAAAAAAAUUAG
Molecule: messenger RNA, 678 nt
Organism: Striga asiatica
Lineage: Eukaryota; Viridiplantae; Streptophyta; Magnoliopsida; Lamiales; Orobanchaceae
Source: the annotation of a GenBank genome assembly